Molecule: messenger RNA, 2187 nt
Organism: Peromyscus californicus insignis
Lineage: Eukaryota; Metazoa; Chordata; Mammalia; Rodentia; Cricetidae
Gene: Trim63
Product: tripartite motif containing 63
Exons: 8
Coding region: 144-1235 (363 amino acids)
Molecular function (GO): zinc ion binding
Source: RefSeq, a predicted model, not a curated record
UAUCAGAGGGGCCUCAGACCAAGACAGAAGUCGGACGCCAGGAGAAGACAAAAAGGAUUCGAUUGAGCUUGGGGACAAAGGCAAGCCCUCCAGUCCCACUCGGUGGGACACACGUGGAAGAGACAGCCCUCUCUCAAAGCAACAUGGAUUAUAAAUCCAGCCUGAUUCCGGAUGGGAACGCCAUGGAGAACCUGGAGAAACAGCUGAUCUGCCCCAUCUGCCUGGAGAUGUUUACCAAACCUGUGGUCAUCCUGCCCUGCCAGCACAACCUCUGCCGGAAGUGUGCCAACGACAUCUUCCAGGCUGCGAAUCCCUACUGGACCAACCGAGGUGGCUCAGUGUCCAUGUCCGGAGGCCGUUUCCGCUGCCCCUCGUGCCGUCACGAGGUGAUCAUGGACCGGCACGGGGUGUAUGGUCUGCAGAGGAAUCUACUGGUGGAAAACAUCAUUGAUAUCUACAAGCAGGAGUGCUCCAGUCGGCCCCUGCAGAAAGGCAGCCACCCGAUGUGCAAGGAGCAUGAAGAUGAGAAAAUCAACAUCUACUGCCUCACAUGUGAGGUGCCUACCUGCUCCUUGUGCAAGGUGUUCGGGGCCCACCAGGCCUGUGAGGUAGCCCCGCUGCAAAACGUCUUCCAGGGACAGAAGACUGAACUGAGUAACUGCAUCUCCAUGCUGGUUGCGGGGAAUGACCGAGUGCAGACUAUCAUCUCUCAGCUGGAGGACUCCUGCCGAGUGACGAAGGAAAACAGCCACCAGGUGAAGGAGGAGCUGAGCCAGAAGUUUGACGCCCUCUACGCCAUCUUGGAUGAGAAGAAGAGUGAGUUGCUGCAGCGGAUCACACAGGAGCAGGAGGAGAAGCUGGGCUUCAUCGAGGCCCUGAUCCUCCAGUACCGAGAGCAGCUGGAAAAGUCCACCAAGCUUGUGGAAACAGCCAUUCAGUCCCUGGACGAGCCUGGAGGGGCCACCUUCCUCUUGAGUGCCAAGCAACUCAUCAAGAGCAUUGUGGAGGCUUCCAAGGGCUGCCAGCUUGGGAAGACAGAGCAGGGCUUUGAAAGCAUGGACUACUUUACUCUGGAUUUAGAACACAUAGCAGAAGCCCUGAGGGCCAUCGACUUUGGGACAGAUGAGGACGAGGAGGAGUUUAUUGACGAUGAGGAAGAUCAGGAAGAGGCCGUGUCCACAGAGGGGAAAGAAGGUAAGAACUCCCUUUCUCUGCCUUUGUGCCUUCAGCCUUAGGAGUGCUGCACUACACAUUCCCAGGGUGUGCGUGUGUUUAUUAUUAUUACUUUGGUCCCCCCUCUUUUGUACAUCUGAGGUAUGCAUGCAUAUAUGCAUGUUUGCACAUGUGUGUGUUUAGGGGGUGUCCAGGCAGAGGUCCAAGGCUGAUGUCAAGGGUCUUCUUGAUCACUCCCCACCAGAUUCACUGAGGCAGGGGUCAUGGAUUUGCUAGUCUAGCUAGCCAAAUUGCUCAGGGGUCCCCUUUCCCAUCUUCUGAGCUCUGGAAUCACAGGCUACCAUGGUCAUCGGCAUUUCUUUGGGUAGGUGCUGGGACCUGAACUCUGGCCCUCAUGUUCAUGUAGGGACCACCCACCAAGCCAGUUCCCAGCUGCUGUUGCUUCCUCCUCCUGUGUGUGUGUGUGUGUGUGUGUGUGUGUGUGUGUGUGUGUGUGUGUGUGUGUGUGUGUGUGUAUGUGUUAAUGGCUGGCCUCUUUGAGCUGGGAUUAAAGGCAUGCUCCCCUACACCUAGUUAGUGUUCAAGCCCAGUUACUAGAGCCAAAUUCCAAUCCAGCUAAAGUGGCUAGCUCCGGGGCAGUGGUUCUCAGCCUGUGGGUCAUGAUCCCUGGGGGGGGCGGUGUCAAAGGACACUUUCACAGGGUUGGCCUAAAACCAUCAGAAAACACAGAUUAUUUACAUUACAAUUCAUAACAGUAGCAAACAUAACAGUUAUGAAGUAGCAACAAAAAUAAUUUAAUGACUGGAGGUCACCACAACAUGAGGAGGUGUAUUAAAGGGUCACAGCAUUAGGAAGGUUCAGAAUCACUCCUCUAAGCCAUGACUUCUGACAGCUAAAUUCCAGUUUGGUUUUAGAGAGCCCAGAUGGGAGGUGGUAUGUUGUGACUUGUCACCACAGCUCUGGAGGUCCUGGGUCCUCUUGAGUCUGUAUCUCACCAUGAGCCUGUGUCUGAUU